AUGAGCAACGAAAUGUGCAUGAGGCAUGUGCUCAAGGCGGUGACCAAAACCCGCCCGAUCGUCUUUCGACCGCGGGACAUGAUCGCGGCUGAAAGCCAAGCGCGAGUGCAUGAAGGUGCUCAAGAAGCUUGGGGCUGCGGGCGCGAAGAAGGCCAUCGCGUCGUCGUCGACGGCGAUUGCCCCGAGGAUUGCGCGCUUCUUGGCACCGACCACUUCGCGGCCUUCCUCGAGCCGUGUCAUGGCAACCCGCUCGCGCGCAUGUGCUCGUCCAAGAGCCAGAGCCACGAGGCGAUCACGAGCUCCGCGCUCCUGCACACAUAG
Saprolegnia parasitica CBS 223.65 is the source of this 321-nucleotide messenger RNA. RefSeq lists its product as hypothetical. Lineage: Eukaryota; Oomycota; Saprolegniomycetes; Saprolegniales; Saprolegniaceae. The record is from RefSeq and is a predicted model, not a curated record. The transcript has 2 exons. Bases 1 to 321 code for a protein of 106 amino acids.